AUGUCGGAGGCAGCAGCACACCUUUCCAGCUGCGCGUCGGUAAUCGCCAUCGCGGCAUGCUUCUUCUAUAUUCCAUAUCUAAUGGGGCGCAUGGAAGACAUUCGCGGUUCACUGACCGUCAAAAUGGAUCAGUUCCGAGUACUCGAGCAAGAAGUAUGGGGUGAAAUGAUGCUUUCCCGCAACAGUGCACCACACAGCCGUAAAGAACGUCAAGCGGAGCCAAUCUGUCAGUGUGACACUGGUGACCGAUGCCCACCGGGACCACCGGGCAGACCUGGACCACCAGGAGCACCCGGUGCUCCAGGAGCUCCUGGUCAACGAGGCGAACCAGGUGUACCUGGAAUUGUACCACCAUUGGACAUCCAGCCUGCCGCUGGAUGCAAACAGUGCCCACCAGGACCAGUUGGGCCACCAGGUCCACCAGGGCCAAUGGGGCCACCUGGUGAAAAAGGACCGGCCGGAAAUCCAGGACAAGAUGCUCAUCCGGGCAACAGUGGACCACCAGGACCGCCCGGACCUGCCGGCCAACCCGGACAAGACGGCAAACCAGGUCAGCCAGGCCCACCGGGAAGCGACGGCGUGGUUGGACGCAAAGGACCUCGCGGACCACCAGGUCCCGCUGGACAGCCUGGACCGAAAGGACAACCUGGACCAGCCGGUAGUGCGGGACAACCAGGGCAACCUGGCAACCAAGGCCCACAAGGAGAACCGGGCGGUAAUGGCACUCCGGGCACUCAUGGACCACCAGGGCCGCCAGGACCACCAGGAAGUCCGGGUAAGGACGCAGCUUACUGCCCCUGCCCAAGGAGAACAAUGUCGAUGCUUGUUAAAGCAGCAAAAGCUAAAGCGAAAGCAAAGGCGUAA
Molecule: messenger RNA, 864 nt
Organism: Gongylonema pulchrum
Lineage: Eukaryota; Metazoa; Nematoda; Chromadorea; Rhabditida; Gongylonematidae
Source: the annotation of a GenBank genome assembly